This is a messenger RNA of Zychaea mexicana, 1014 nucleotides long. RefSeq lists its product as uncharacterized. Lineage: Eukaryota; Fungi; Mucoromycota; Mucoromycetes; Mucorales; Lichtheimiaceae. Gene Ontology annotation, molecular function: cytochrome-b5 reductase activity, acting on NAD(P)H. Gene Ontology annotation, biological process: ergosterol biosynthetic process. The transcript has 6 exons. The record is from RefSeq and is a predicted model, not a curated record. Bases 1 to 1014 code for a protein of 337 amino acids.
AUGCGUUUUGCUACUUCUUUAAUCGGUACCGCCCGUUCUGCUGCCAAGUCGACCACUCAGUUCCAGGCACGUCCUUACGCCACACAGUCUGGCAAGAAGAGUGGUGGUAAUGGUCUUGUUUUGACUGCUUUGGCCGGUCUCGGCGUUGCUGGUGGUAUCUAUUAUAACCAGAAUCAAGCUACUGUAGCUCCCGCUGCCGUCGCAGCAGCUGCUGUUCCUGCUUCGCCUGCCUUUGACCCCAGCCAGUUCAAGGGUUUCAAGUUGCAAAAAAUCGAAAAGAUCAACCACAACACCAGCUUAUACCGUUUCGAUCUCGACUCUGAGAACCAUGUUGCCGAAUUGCCCGUUGCUUCAUGCGUCAUUACCCGCAAGCCAAUUACUAAGAAGGAUGGCUCCCCUGGUUUCAUUAUCCGCCCUUACACGCCUACCUCGGCCGAUGAUACCAAGGGCUAUGUUGACUUUAUUGUCAAGGAAUACCCUGAGGGUAAGAUGAGCAAGCACAUUGCUAACCUCAAGGUCGGCGACACUUUGGAGAUGAAGGGUCCCAUUCCCAAGUACAACUGGACCGAAGGUCGUGUUGACAACGUUGCCAUGAUUGCUGGUGGCACUGGUAUCACCCCCAUGCUUCAAGUCAUCCGCAAGGUCUUUGACAAGAAGUCCAACGAUGACAAGACCAAGAUUACCUUGAUUUUUGCCAACCAGACCGAGGAAGAUAUUUUGCUCAAGGAAGAAUUGGAUACUUAUGCCAAGGAGUACCCCGAGCGCUUCCAGGUCGUUUAUGCCUUGGACCGUCCUCCUAAGGAAUGGUCCGGUAUCACUGGCUUCGUCACUGCCGAUGCCAUCAAGAAAUACUUGCCUACUCCCGAGACCGAAAGCCUCAAGGUCUUCGUCUGUGGUCCCGACCCCAUGGUUGCUUCUCUCGCUGGCCCUAAGGCCAAGGAUAAGUCCCAGGGCGAGGUUAGCGGUAUUUUGAAGGAGCUUGGCUAUGGUCAAGACAAGGUUUACAAGUUCUAA